Molecule: messenger RNA, 3185 nt
Organism: Syngnathus acus (greater pipefish)
Lineage: Eukaryota; Metazoa; Chordata; Actinopteri; Syngnathiformes; Syngnathidae
Gene: lrrtm2
Product: leucine rich repeat transmembrane neuronal 2
Exons: 2
Coding region: 697-2334 (545 amino acids)
Molecular function (GO): protein binding
Source: RefSeq, a predicted model, not a curated record
GGGAGAGAAAAAGAGAGAGAGAACGAGUAGUGAUGGUCGACGCCAGGCUGCCACCACUCUGUAGCAGUGAGUGGCUGCAGCAAAAAGCACAGAAUAACAUCCCUGGCUCCCCGCUCGCCUUUUUUUUCCCCCUCUCUCCUUGCGUCUCGGCAAGCAGAUGAGGGCUCUGCUCACGGCGCUGCGGAGACAAUGUUGGGACUUAGCUGGCGUCAGAAGCAGAUUCUUUGGAUGCCAUCAACAAGUUAAGAGUGGAGGACUCGAGCCAUGAGAGGGGAAGGAUUGAUAUUGAAGUAAGCGGCUCAUCUGACAUCAUUGCAGAGGAAAGAAAAGGGUGAAAAGAAAAAAGGGAGGAGGAGAACCUCUAGCAGAAUCGCAGGGACUGCAACUGCUCAACUUAGGGGAAAAAAAAUCUGCUAUACUUCUAGGAUUUGCUGGAUAACGACAACAAUUUAAACCACUAUUGGAUUUUAUGGGACAGCUAAAAAAAAAAAAAAAACAGGAGUAACCAUCCUGGGACAUGGAAAUGUCUAUUUUCUCGCCUUUGCGUGGGCUCAGCAUAGUUUCAUUCCAAAAGCGGUUGGUUUAUUUUGUGCUUUUCCUAAAAGGUUCUUUCCAUUUGGAUGUUUUUUCCAUGUGGGUGCUCAAAAAGUCUGCAAAGAAGGACAGUUGAAUGCGGCUUCCGAUGUGCACAAAAGAAUGGGUUUUCAUUCAAGGUGGCCAUUGGUGGGACCUGCACCAGCGGCUCUUUGUCUGUACAUGAUCAGCAUGCUCCUUGUGUGCCUGCUGCCUUCUGCAUCAUGCACAACCUGCCCUCAAAAAUGCCGCUGUGAGGACCUGCAGUUCUACUGCGACACCCAAGGACUUCAGGCACCCCCAGAUGGUGUGGACAAAGGGGCCCUAGGGCUUUCACUACGACACAACAGCAUCACUGAACUCAGCCCUGAUCAAUUCUACGGCUUCAGUCAGCUCACCUGGUUGCACCUCGACCACAACCAGAUCACUACGGUUCAAGAAGAUGCCUUCCAGGGGCUCUACAAGCUGAAGGACCUCAAUCUGAGCUCAAAUCGUAUCACCAAGUUGCCCAAUACAACCUUCAUCCACCUCAUUAACCUGCAGAUUUUGGACCUGUCCUUCAAUCAGAUGACCGCGCUAGAACCAGAACUGUUUCAUGGAUUAAGAAAGCUCCAGAUUCUCCACUUACGAUCCAAUUUACUUCGUACCACACCCGUUCGUGCAUUCUGGGACUGCCGUAGCCUGGAAUACCUUGGUCUGAGCAGCAACCGUCUACGGAGUCUGGCACGAAAUGGUUUUGCUGGGCUCAUUAAACUCAAAGAGCUCCACUUGGAGCACAAUCAGUUGACAAAGAUCAACUUGGCCCAUUUCCCACGCCUCGUUGCUCUCCAAUUUCUGUAUCUGCAGUGGAAUAAGAUCAACAACAUAACAUGCGGCAUGGAGUGGACCUGGACCACUUUAGAGAAGCUGGACCUUACGGGAAACGAGAUCCGUGUCUUGACACCCGAUGUCUUUCAAACGCUGCCAAAUCUCAAGAUAUUGCUGUUGGAUAACAACAAAUUAAGUAGUCUGGAUGCCCAAGUCAUGGAUAUGUGGCAGUCUUUAAGUACUAUUGGCUUGUCUAGCAACCUCUGGGAAUGUACCAAAAGGAUUUGUUCGCUAGCCACUUGGCUAAGCACUUUCAAGGGAAGGUGGGAACAUUCCAUUCUCUGCCAUAGCCCCGAAUAUGCCCAAGGUGAGGAAAUACUCGAUGCUGUGUAUGGAUUCCAACUUUGCCAGAAUUUUUCAGCACCAGUUGUUCAGACCACCGGUACAACCACAGACGCUACCACAGCUGCAGAGAUGACAAGCUCCUUUUUUGGAAUUAUGCAGCCAACCCCUACGCAGGACUAUGCAGAGGAUAAUUGGAGCUACUCCACAUUGGCAACCACAACACAAACACCUAUCAUUUCUCAAGCAACCACCACUGCAUUGGAAGAGGCAGCUGUAACAGAUGACUUCUCCAUCAUGGACAAUACCGUUAUGACUCAUCGGGUCAUCAUGGGGACUAUGGCGCUUCUGUUUUCGUUCUUUUUCAUCAUUUUUGUUGUAUAUAUCUCACGGAAGUGCUGCCCCCCCACUCUGCGCCGGAUACGCCACUGUUCCGCUAUUCAGAACCGCCGACAGAUGAGGACCCAGCAGCGGCAGCCUAUGGCAGAUCUAGCUACGCAGGUGCCCUAUAAUGAGUAUGAGCCCAGCCACGAAGAAGGGGCACUUGUGAUCAUUAAUGGCUAUGGGCAGUGCAAGUGUCAGCAACUGCCUUACAAAGAGUGUGAAGUAUGAACUAUUUAUUUCUAGGACAUGCGGUUUGCCAUUUGACCAUUUGACGAUACAGGGUUUGAUUUUUUGAUUCGUUUUGCAGUUCAUGUGGAAAAUAAAAACACACACAAUUUCUACUUUCCGGGAUUUGAGAACACAUGACAUAUGCUUACUGAUCCAAUGAAAGACAUGAUGGUGUUCGGGUGAUGUAGAGAUAGGCAUACAUUUAUUUUUCUAUGAGUGCAAGUUGUUCGUAUAAGGCAGGGGCAAUCAUUUUGAACAAGUGUCAACUGUGAGAUUUGUCACCACCUUAUGUCAAUAUUCCUCAGCACAGAACAAACACUCAAACAUCAAAUGACCCUCUGUAAACUACAUUAAGUGGAAACAUUACGUGUUGCUUUUGAUAGAUAUCUGAAAUCACCUUUUAUUCACACCACAGAAACUGUAAACAAGUCAACUAACAGACACCAAACUAUAAAUUGGGUAAAUGUAAUUGUUCUGAGAUGUGAUACAUUUGCAUUAACAAAAUCCAAUACACUCUUCCUGAAGGGACAAUGCGAAUGGGACCAUUUCUAGGAGGUUUCAUGUUUGCAGUAACACUGAUUUACACCUCCAACUAGUGCGAAAAAAAAAAAAAAAAAAGGUUUUAUACCUUCCGCAGACAAUGGGUUCGUUUCAAUAUAACAUUCAGAAAUUGCAUACACAUUCUUAAAAUAUCCCAUGACACUUAUCUACCUAGCUACUGCGCAGGUGAAUGAUUAACAAGGAAACGCUAAUGAAUAGCGCACACGCAAGACGGGGGACCAUUUUAUUGUGAAAAGAAAAAAAAAAAAAAAAAAAAAAAAAAAUCAAAGCUUUCCGUACCCCGGGCUCUU